AUGGCGUCAAACCUGGAGUGCAGAAUGUACGAAGCGCAAUAUCCAGAAGUGGAUAUGGCUGUGAUGAUUCAAGUGAAAAGCAUAGAAGAAACGUGUGCUUAUGUCUCCCUCCUGGAAUACAAUAACAUCGAGGGUAUGAUACUAAUAAGUGAGCUUUCAAAAAGACGUAUUCGAAGUGUCAAUAGUGUGAUAAAAGUUGGAAGACAAGAACCAGUUAUGGUAAUUACGGUUGAUGGAGAUAGAGGCUAUAUUGAUUUGAGUAAAAGAAGAGUUUCUGAAGAAGAUAUUGCUGUUUGUGAAGAAAGAUAUAAUAAGAGUAAACUUGUUCAUUCUAUUAUGAGGCAUGUUGCUGAGACUAUGCAACUCGAUUUGGAGGAUCUGUAUACUCAUGUUGGAUGGCCUCUAUAUCGAAGCUAUGGGCAUGCUUAUGAGGCCUUCAAGUUAAUCGUUGCUGAUCCUGAUACCAUUCUCGAUUCACUCACACGUGAAGUUCAAGAAGUUGGCCCUGAUGGAAAAGAGGUGACUAAAGUGGUACCCGCACUGACAGAGGAGGUUAAAGAUGCUUUGAUUAAGAACAUCAGAAGGCGUAUGACUCCACAGCCAAUGAAAAUUCGUGCUGAUAUUGAAAUGAAAUGCUUUCAGUUUGAUGGGGUUCUCCAUAUCAAGGAAGCGAUGAGAAUAGCUGAAGCUAGUGGAAAUGAUGACUGUCCAAUUAAAAUUAAACUGGUGGCAGCUCCUCUAUACGUUCUGACGACUCAGACUCUUGAUAAGGAGCAAGGGAUAAGGGUUCUUACUGAUGCAAUCGAAGCUUGCACUGAAAAAAUAGGUAGCCACGGGGGGAGACUGGUAGUAAAGGAGGCACCAAGAGCGGUGACCGAACGUGACGAUAACCUACUUGCCGAACAGAUGAGAAAACUUAACCAAUCAAGCCAAGAAGUCAAUGGUGAUGAUGAUAGUGAAGAGGAAGAUACAGGAAUGGGAGAAAUUGAUGUUGAUGGACCUUCAGGUGUCCACGAGCAGUAA
This is a messenger RNA of Papaver somniferum (opium poppy), 1023 nucleotides long. RefSeq names its product eukaryotic translation initiation factor 2 subunit alpha homolog. Bases 1 to 1023 code for a protein of 340 amino acids. NCBI's taxonomy places the organism in Eukaryota, Viridiplantae, Streptophyta, Magnoliopsida, Ranunculales, Papaveraceae. The record is from RefSeq and is a predicted model, not a curated record. Gene Ontology annotation, molecular function: translation initiation factor activity; RNA binding; ribosome binding. Gene Ontology annotation, cellular component: multi-eIF complex; eukaryotic 48S preinitiation complex; eukaryotic translation initiation factor 2 complex. The transcript is spliced from 7 exons.